GGCCAAAAUGACUCUGUAACGUGCUAGUGAACUGGAGCCUGGGGGGACGAUAGCAUGCCAAGUUAAACAACUAGACAUCUUACGGGAAGAGGUUGGGCAACAUGUUGUGUGUGUGUGUGUGUGUGUGUGUGUGUGUGUGUGUGUGUGUGUGUGUGUGUGUGUGUGUGUGUGUGUGUGUGUGUGUGUGUGUGUGUGUGUGUGUGUGUGUGUGUGUGUGUGUGUGUCUUUGUGUGUGUGUGUCUUUGUGUGUGAGUGUGUGUGUGUCUUUGUGUGUGUGUGUGUGUGUGUUUGCAUAUACACAUGGAUUUGAUGCAGCUGCUCAUUUGUGAAAACAAAACAAGUAAACCCAUGCUGUUACAGAGCGUUCGGCUUAAAGUGCAAUGUCAUGCCUUUGUUGUAAACCUCUCUGUCAACCUCAUGAAAAUGCACAGUCAUGUUUAGUGACUGUGCAUUAGAGAGAACUUUGAUCGCUCAGACCAUUGGCAAAUAAUGUUCAAACUCUGUGACAAAUCCAGUUAGUUCGGUAGCAUUUGUUUGUUCACUGAGACUAUUGAUCCAACUUCUGCAUGACCAGCAGGGUUUAAUUCCAUGACAGAUUUUCUGCUAUUGCACCAGAUCUAUUGAUUCACUUUCCACAUUCAAAUCUGUCUCAGGUCCAGCAAAAUGUUAUUUCCACAAUUUGUACUUUCCAACCAAUUGCCUACACUCACAAACACACGCCGCGUCGGUAUAUAACACCAACUCUGAGUGGAAAGAGAGACAAAUUCGAUUUAUGAACGGUUAACUGAGCAUGUACCAGUGAUAUUACACAGGGAACAUGAAGAACUACCAUUCUAAGCAAGGUUCCCAGGGGGGGAAGAAGUGGGCAGGACUUCUGACCUGUCAGACCAUCCUCCUUGUGCUGAUUGGCCUCUUUGUAUCCAUCAGCACCAAUCUGGCAGCUGCAGAGUCCCUGUCAAAUGUCACUCAACCUCGGGAGACCCCCGAGGAAGAGUUGGCAGCCCUGAAGUUGGAUAUGAGUACUGUGCUGCUUCGCUACAGCCGCCUACGUGAUAAUUAUACCAGUCUGGCAAAAAACUGCUCUGCCACAGUGGUGAAUUUCACAGGGUGUCCACAGGGGUGGCUUCAUGUACUGGUAAAUGAAAAAUGUUACUACUUCAGUAAUGACAAGAUGGACUGGCCGAGCAGCAGAGACAAUUGUACAUCAAUGGGCGCCCACCUUAGCAUCCUGCACAGCAUGAGCGCGCAUGAAGCCCUGGAAAAAGAGGCAAGUAGGAUUGAUGGGUUUAUUAACUACUUCUGGAUCGGCCUAUCAGACAGAGAGAUGGAGGGGGACUGGAGAUGGGUGGACAACACAACGCUCACAAAUAACUUCUGGCAACCGUUUAGCUUGGAGCCUGAUAACAAUGUCUCCGGUGGGAAGGAAGGUGAGGACUGUGUGGUCCUGCAGAGUAACACUCAUGCCUGGUCCGACGUGCCCUGUGAAUUCAUCUACCGCCGCAUCUGUCAAAUGGAUGCCUUCCCCAUUACUUCUCCUUGAAUCAGCAGGUGAAAGACACCGCUGACCAUGAAAUGAACUUGGAGUGGCAGGGAUUCAAUAGUAGGGUUGCACUGUUGACAAUGUGCAUUUUAAAUGCGAUUUUCCCCAUGUUUUAGGAAUUCAAAUUCCGUGUAAACGCAGUGGUAAUCAAGUGUAAAUUCCCUUUUAAAGUCAAAUGCAAUGUGCAUUUCCCUAACGUGCAUUGGAUUGAAUCCCAGUCACGGUAAUGUAAUCAGUCAAAACAGAUGAAGAAGUGACCGUUGGUAUCUACUUGUGUUGGUGUCCACCCACCACUGAAGUUAUUUCAAUAAAGCUGCCAAUCAGUCA
Molecule: messenger RNA, 1867 nt
Organism: Oncorhynchus kisutch (coho salmon)
Lineage: Eukaryota; Metazoa; Chordata; Actinopteri; Salmoniformes; Salmonidae
Product: C-type lectin domain family 4 member E
Exons: 5
Coding region: 818-1540 (240 amino acids)
Source: RefSeq, a predicted model, not a curated record